Molecule: messenger RNA, 1155 nt
Organism: Caenorhabditis remanei
Lineage: Eukaryota; Metazoa; Nematoda; Chromadorea; Rhabditida; Rhabditidae
Exons: 3
Coding region: 1-1155 (384 amino acids)
Source: RefSeq, a predicted model, not a curated record
AUGUCUGAUUCUUUUGAUGAAUUUCCCCUUGGUGCUACAAACUGUACUCAUGCUGAGGCUAUGGCUCUUUGCCACAACCCUGCUGAUUGUUCCUUUGAUGACUUUCCUCAAAAUGCUACAAAACUUUCUCGUGUUGAUGCCCUUGCUUUGUGUACCCCUCAAAACGCUUCAACUCCUCUCCCUAUUGAUGAUUUUGGCCCUCCUUCUAAACGGAUGAAGAUGACUAGACCCUCUGAUAUUGGAACCCCGCUCAUGACUAGUACUCCCAUCAAAAACUCUGAAUCAACUCUUCGAAAAUUACCAAAUCAAUAUGGUGCCGGUCGUCCCUGGAAAGAAUCCGAUAAUCCUUUCACCUACAUCAGUCCAAAUCACUUUCCCACCCCCAAGGAACUACGUUUUUUCACCAAAAGUGUCAGGAUGUCGAAGGAAAAUAAACUCACGAGGAAGAAUGCGGCCUUUUAUGCUCUGGAUACUAUUCGGAUCAAAUUCAAUGCCUUGGACGACAUCAAAAAUCCUGCUCUUCUGCACAAACACGUGGCCAAAUGCGUUGAUAUCUUCAUCAGAAAGCAGAUUCAGGCGGCCGGAGGAGACCUUGAAACCACCCCAUAUUGGCUUCAGAUGCAGCAUGAGGGUUUCCGCGAAGAGGCUGGUUUUUUCAUUUCACACAAGACCCAUUCUGCUGUAGGUGGCGGAGAAAUCAUCAACACACUAGCCCGCCAAAUGCAGAGCAACAAAAAUCUUGGACUCGAUGGAUCGUUCAGUGUGGCCAUGAAUGUGUUCAAGGAUGGAGCCCGAAGAAAGCUAGUGGGUAGAGGUGUUGAGAAGAAGAAGAAAGGAACCCGAUCUGCGGAGAAAAUGAGGGAAACGAUCCUACUACACCAUUUUGGAGAGAAACGUAAACGAGUAUUAGGUAACAGUCAUUGCAUGGUGAAAGCUCUAUGUCUUGGAAAACUCGUCUCCGAUUCAUCAAAUCCUAGAGCCCGUGAAGUUGAGAGAAAAAAGUUCAAAAAGACUCUAUACUCUCAUCCCGGUCUUCCUUUUAUACAGUCUGAUACAUUACUUCCGAGGUCAUCUCGCGGAGAUUCUCGUUACCUUCCUUAUAAUUUAGCUCCUCCUAACGAAAUAGAAAGAGAAUACCUAGAAAUGAAUAACUGA